Molecule: messenger RNA, 1123 nt
Organism: Daphnia pulicaria
Lineage: Eukaryota; Metazoa; Arthropoda; Branchiopoda; Diplostraca; Daphniidae
Gene: sta
Product: 40S ribosomal protein SA-like
Exons: 4
Coding region: 161-1066 (301 amino acids)
Biological process (GO): cytoplasmic translation; ribosomal small subunit assembly
Cellular component (GO): ribosome; 90S preribosome; cytosolic small ribosomal subunit
Molecular function (GO): structural constituent of ribosome
Source: RefSeq, a predicted model, not a curated record
GCCAAGUUUGGAUGUGUAUCUGGCAACGCCAUCUGUCAAUUUAGCCACUCCCCCUACCAGACUAAAGUGACGUCUGUGAGAAGAGGCUUGAAUUAAGGUCCACUUUCCCAUUUGGCUUUGACUCGGUUGGGUUCCGUUACUUCAAAUUCUCAACUAGAAAAUGUCGGGAGGUUCAGACAAGUUGUCUCUGAAGGAAGAUGAUGUCACCAAGAUGUUGGCUGCUACCACUCACAUCGGUAGCACCAAUGUUGAUUUCCAGAUGGAACAAUAUGUUUACAAGCGUCGCUCUGAUGGUGUCCACAUCAUCAACUUGCGCAGGACUUAUGAGAAGCUGUUGUUGGCUGCCAGGGCCAUCGUGGCCAUUGAGAACUCUGCUGAUGUUUUCGUCGUCUCUUCUCGUCCCCAGGGCCAGCGUGCCGCUCUCAAGUUUGCCUCUUACACCAAGGCUACUCCCAUCGCCGGCCGUUUCACUCCCGGUGCCUUCACUAACCAGAUUCAAGCCGCUUUCCGCGAGCCCCGUCUGUUGGUGAUCAUGGACCCCCGUGCUGACCACCAGCCCAUCGUUGAGGCCUCGUACGUCAACAUCCCCGUCAUCGCUCUGUGCAACACUGACUCGCCUCUGCGUUACGUCGAUAUUGCCAUCCCUUGCAACAACAAGGCAUCUCACUCGAUCGGUUUGAUGUUCUACAUGCUGGCUCGUGAAGUUUUGCGUCUCCGUGGCAUCAUCUCUCGCGAUCUCGAGUGGUCCAUCAUGGCUGACAUGUUCUUCUACCGCGAUCCCGAGGACAUUGAGAAGGAGGAGCAAGCCAAGGAAGCCGCUGCUAUUGCUGCUGCACCCAUCAAGGCUGCCCCUGAGGAGUACCAGGCUGAGAACUGGAACACUGAACCAGCUGUUGAGAGCACCAACUGGGCUGAUGAGGCUCCAGUUCCCGCUGCCGCAGCUCCUACCGUCUACGCUGCUGCUGCUGAAGACUGGGCCAGCGCUCCCACUGACGAUUGGGGUGCUCCCGUUGCUGCUGCAUCUGCCACUGGCGAAUGGGGCGGUGCCACCAACAACUGGGCUUAAGUUCCAUUUGUAGCAUCUUGUAUUCCAAUUGUCAACAAAUACAAUUAUGGAAUUCUA